Messenger RNA from Branchiostoma belcheri (Belcher's lancelet), 4089 nucleotides. RefSeq lists its product as uncharacterized. The record is from RefSeq and is a predicted model, not a curated record. Bases 595 to 4005 code for a protein of 1136 amino acids. NCBI's taxonomy places the organism in Eukaryota, Metazoa, Chordata, Leptocardii, Amphioxiformes, Branchiostomatidae. The transcript is spliced from 14 exons.
GUAUCAUCUGAGUUACAGCAUUGGCAUGUUUCCCUUCCAUCAAACGAGUUGAUACAAAACAAACACACACUGUUACAUGUUAGCGCUACACAGAAAGUAAUCUAACUGGCUGAAUACUGAAGUAUCCCCUUCAAGCAUAUCAAAUGUACUCAGCUGCCCGCCGCUAACAAACGUUGUAGUGCUAUUCUAGUACCGGUGUAACCUGCCAGGCGGCAUGAUUAAAGCGUUCUCAGGUUACCCCUUAGCAACCAGGUAUGACCCCGUACGCUACAGCACACCUGUAGGACCUGUCAGGCGUCCCCGUCUCCAGGGAGACAGGCCACGCCCCCACUGUCCCCAGUCCAAACACCUAUAAACAGUUGGGGGUUCUCAAGUACCCAGUCAACAUGGCGGCCCGCAUGGCAUGCACCGAGAGUCCCUCUCUCGAGACCGGCUUUAGGGCUCUUUAGGAAAGGCUUUGAACAUCCUCGUGAAGGAUUAGAUCGUCACAAGAUCUGCAGGGAGUGAUAUAUAAUUGAACUGAUCUGUGAGCAACGUUGCUGACCAACACAGUUUGUUCCAGAACGGUCUGAUUUUGACCUCACAGGAAUCACCAUGACAUCAAUCGCAUCCUCAUCAGCCCCUGCCCAGGACGCACCGCCCCCUCCCUGGAGGACAGCGGGAUCCACCUUCUUCUGGCAGCAGACCAGCCGCAAGUCCGCCAAACGGUUCCGCAAAUCCCCCGACGAGCUGCCGCAGUCUCUCCGGUUUGCCAACUUCAACCCACGUCUAGCCGCUUUCUUGACCAAGCAGGACAAGCAGAAGAAAGCCGAGGCGGACACAGAAGCCGGAACACACGAGGAGACCACUGAAGAGGGUGCCAAGAAGAAGGAAAGUUUACUCCCAGCAAUUAACCAAACUUUGUCUCUAAUUCAAGAAUCUCUAGACCGAGCUACUUCAAACUUAGCACAGUUAGAACAGCAAGAGCAGGAGAAUAAACUAGCCUGGGAUGAUCCACAGAAGAUACAGUUUGAAGAGACAAAGUACGCAGCACCUACGCUACUUGUAGAGUUGGCGAAAGUUUUGUAUCUGUUUGAACACGAAGAGUCGGUGAACCUUCACACAGAUAUUGUGUGGCAACUUUGCUGGGGGUUCAAGGAGUUGUGUUCGGAGGUGGUGUUCACCAAACGCGAGUGGCAGUCCAACGCGUACAGAGGAACCUCUGCAACGAAGAAACACUCGGAGGGUACGAUAGACCCAACACAGAUGGACGAAUCGAAAUCGUCCACCAGUCGGAUGGACGCCGACCGCGAAACGUCAAAAGAUGAGGAGAGUUCGGAAAGAAGAAGACGAAGAAGAGGUACAAGGAGCGAUGUAAUAUCGGAGGAAAGCGUAGACUCACCGAGAGAUGAUGACCAAGAUGAGUCAAGGUCGAAAGUUGGAUUUGCCCAGAUCAAAGAAGGUCGAGUGCUGUCUGGUGGUGGGAGGUCCAGAACUCGAGCAGAGAGAUUCAAGUUGCCAGCUGGUGCAGAUCGGAAAGUUUCGCUGAUGUCAUCCCGCGCCAGCGGAAUGUUCUACGACAACAGAUCUCAGGCCUCCGAUGUGUCCACAGCUCUUCCAUACAGUUCAGCCCACACACCAGCUGGCUACAUGUCUGUUCUCAACUUCUCUCUGGCCAACAAGGCCUGUGAAGAAAAGGGCUGGAUUGUCCACCCAAAUGAGCGGGAUGACCCAGAGAGACAGACCAUGUUGGAGUGGGCGAGACAGAGACUGCUCUUCUCCAUCAAAAUAUCCACUGAACAACAUGAAAAGGCACUUGCGUUGGGUCACGACAAGCCACUCAUCAUCCGUUACUACGGCGACACCAAACGAGAGGCCAUGCUGAAGUACAAGAAGCAGCCGCCGCCCAGUCAGAAACCGGGGGCACGGGUCAUGUCCCCCCCUAAGAUCCCCAGAAUGGACAGUCCCGUGGAACAGGGCAGGCUGAAGCUCAUGAGACAACUGCCGGACGGGUCCUGCUCUGUCUUCUACCCUUCAGGUCGAGUGGCCAUCUCCAUCAGCCCUCCCACCAAACCCGGCCAGCUGGGUCUCUACACUAACGUGUACGCAGACAACCUCCAGGGGACCAUGCUGGCGUCCUUCACGCCCUCCGGACACGGCUGCUGCUACCAUCCCAACGGUGUCCCGCGCUACGUCAUGAGUCCCGAGGGAGGCAUGCUCAUGGAACCUGACGGUACCAUCUCCAAACAGUGGUCCUGGCCGAAAGUGGGGAAACUGCCGGUGACGGUCAAUGUCCAGGUUACUGAGUUGCUCCUACUCCGGUGUACCAACCUGUCCUCAGUCGUCCUACACUUCGCCUGCCAGAAAGAGACGGCAAAGUUUAACGUUGGGCUUCACACCGGGGCUGUGCAGCCAAAGCUGGAAGAAAUGGGUUAUCUGAAAACAGAAGGGCCGUUCAUUUCCCAAGCUGCCAAAGAGUCAGUCAAACCCAGCAAGAAGAAGGACAAGGACAGAUUGAGAAGAGGCUUUAUCAAACCAAAGGAGAAGAGAGUUUCCCAGCAGAUCGCUGAGCUGACCAAGAUUCUGGAGUUACCCGGAGACAAGGACGAGUUUUUCUCCCAGGCAGAGAAGGACCUGGUCAGACUUCAGCGGAAAGUCAAGAACCUGAUUGAUGACUGGAUGGAGCACUAUCGUAUCGCCAUGCACAUCAAGUCCCCUCACCUAGCCACGCUGUCCCACCGUCCCGGCAAGCAGUCCGCCCGACGCACCAUCCAGUCCGCCCGGCCCGCCGUCAAGACUCCCAUCAUCUCGCUCUUCCACCAGAUACCCAGGGAGGAGGAUGGGGCGGAGGGGGAGGGAGGGGAGAAGGUGGAGGAGAGAAACCCUCCGACAAAGCACCAGUCGUUCCGCUCGCCAUCCGCGCCACCGCGACACAUGAUACAGGAGAGACCGCUGACGGCGGCCUCCUCGCGGCCGUUCAGCUCGGCAGAUGGAUUGUCGAGAAAGGGGGAAACAGACUCCAAAGUGCGCAUGGAUCUAGGAAGUGCAAAAGAGGGAGAGCCCAAGUCGCAGGCUGGGUCUGCUAAGACAAGGCAACAGUCCACUUCUAGUGCAGGGUCUCCAAUGCGAGCUCCCUCGAGCCUGUUCCCCAAGAGUGCCAGCCAUGCCAACCUGUCCACCCCUGAGCGUGUGCGUACUCCGCUACGGGAGGGCUGUCCUGUCUCGCUACGUGCAGAGAUCCUAGGAGAGGGCAUCCUCGCCUGCAAGUGUAGCAAGCACAAAGUUCCCCUGGUCAUGGACCUGGAGUUCGACCGUCUUCUCAAGGAGUUUCUCCCCAAGAAUCAGUUAAUCAUCAUCGCGGUCACCUCGACGUACUACACAAACGCUAACCCAUGCGACGCCAUGUUGGAACGGAUGUACAUCGACCGGAACAAGAACCGGACGAUGCCCUGCGUGCAGAGUCGCUCCGAUCCCUUCAGAAUAUUCAAGUACGACAUGGCGGUCGCGGCGGAACUAACGGACUACGACCAGCCGCUACUGCUGCGUAGACAUAACGCGGUGGCGGGCAUGUUCUUGAUGUACUACAGCGGUAAGCUACUGUUCUGCGACCACAUCUUCAACGGUUACGGUAACGCGAAGAAGGACCUCGUCAAGCAGAUACUGAAGACCAAACAUGACGCUAAACUUGGAAAUUUCCUACCGGCAGACUUCCGAUUUUGCCCCAGCCGAGGGAAGCCAGGUCCGCGUGCCGCGUGGGGAGGUGAGAUCGGGGGGACGGGGAUCGGGAAGAGCGGGAAGCCGGGACUGCCACGAGACGCCAGGUCGGAGAGAACGCCGUCACUCUCCAGCGUAGACUCGCGGGAAUUCUUCGUGGACACAAAUCGCUGGAGUCAAGGCACAGCACGAGAUGUGGUCACCCUCAGCCUGUCUAAAGACUACUACUUCUUACGGGAGGAGCAACUCCGCACAGCCAACCCCAGUACAGCUAAACUCCACCCGGUACAGUCUGUGGGAGCUGGGCUGUAGAUCAAGUGUGAUAUACUCAAGAAAUUGUUACUCAAGCAACUGGAUAGGUUUGAAAACUGUCAGUUGUUUCAAGUAGCAUCCACU